Talaromyces proteolyticus is the source of this 1215-nucleotide messenger RNA. Its product is annotated as Mob1/phocein. Gene Ontology annotation, biological process: signal transduction; positive regulation of protein phosphorylation; cell division. Gene Ontology annotation, molecular function: protein kinase activator activity. NCBI's taxonomy places the organism in Eukaryota, Fungi, Ascomycota, Eurotiomycetes, Eurotiales, Trichocomaceae. The coding region runs from base 163 to 1188 and encodes 341 amino acids. Gene Ontology annotation, cellular component: cytoplasm; nucleus. The transcript is spliced from 4 exons. The record is from RefSeq and is a predicted model, not a curated record.
UACGACUCGGGACUAAGGCAUCUUCUCACAACUCUUGAUUGCUCUCUGAGCUCCUUUUCCUCUUCACUGACUCUUCCCCUGUGACUGUAUAAAUUGAGCUGCAUAACAGUUCCUGCAUAUUGCACUGGGCAAGAACCCUCCCACUGAACAUUGUUUAUCACAAUGGCAACCUUCUUCCAGAGCGUUCGCCAGGGCUUCGGUCGAGGAGGAAACAACAAGACUCCAAACAACCCCCCCAAGUCGAACAAUGGUGCCCAAACACCACCAACAGGAUAUCCGCCGCAGGGGAUAGCCAAUGUGUCAGCUGUUCCUCAAUCUGGUUCGGUGGUGUCUAAUCUUAACACCGAUGUCGUCGUUCCCAACAAUGAAGACUCGCCAAAAUAUUUUUUCCAAGAAAAAUAUGUACCCUUGAACGUCAAAGGCAAUUUCUUGACUCUUUGCGCUUGCCCGAAGAAUGCUGAGCUGGGAGAGUGGCUUGCUCAUCAAAUUGUUGAACAAUACCGUUUACUUCAUGGUAUGUUACAAGUUAUCCAGGAAGUUAACACUGUGACUGGUCUUCCGCUAUGUAACGAGAAUACUUGCCCAACAAUGUCUGCUGGACGUCUCACCUACACCUGGCUUGUCGACGGACGUGCCGCCAAGAUCUCAGCUCCCAAGUUUAUUAACCGGGUAGAGAAAUGGAUUGUCAGUAAGAUUCACGAUCCAGUGAUGUUUCCCACAGAACCAGUCCAGGGCGCACCACAUACCUUUGCUUCGGGCGAUGUGUCCACUCCUCCAGCAAACACGCCAAUUGCUGCUGGCCCUACCAACUUGAAUUUAUCAUUGACCUCACUCGCUGGGCAAGAUUGGAUCGGCAAAUCUAGUGGAUUUCCUCCAACCUUUUACAAAGAUUGCCAAGGCAUCAUGAAGCAAAUGUUCCGCUGCUACGCCCACUUGUAUCAUGGGCAUUGGCUCGACCCUUUCUGGCACAUCAACCGCCAUGAGAUGUUGAACAUGUGCUUUGUUCACUUCGUUACAGUUGCCAAGUACUACAAGCUUGUCGCCGAGAAGGAGAUGGAACCGAUGCAACCCCUUAUCGAUUUGUUCAUCAAGCAGGAGAAGAUUCCUCCUGAGGCUAUCGCAGGCCACUGGGCAUCUCAAGAGGCUGUGGGUACGGCAAGCCCGACAUCUAACCCACCUCCAACUUAAUGCAGAUUAUCCGAAGCAUUUCGAGUA